GCCCCACCCCCUCACGCAGGCCUGUGCUUUCCAGAAUCCAAGAUGGCGGGAUCCAGGCAAAGGGGUCCCCAGGCCACAGCUCGGCCGUUUUUCUGCGCCCUGCUGCUGUCGUGUAGCCACUACGUCUGGGGCCAAGGCGUGGGAGGAGACCCCGCGCCCCCUGGUGCCGCGGGCACCCCAGCCACGCUGCCACAUCGCCGAUUCGAAUACAAAUACAGCUUCAAGGGGCCGCAUCUGGUGCAGAGCGACGGGACCGUGCCCUUCUGGGCCCACGCGGGGAAUGCUAUUCCAAGUUCAGAUCAAAUUCGAAUAGCACCAUCUUUAAAAAGCCAAAGAGGAUCUGUGUGGACAAAGACAAAAGCAGCCUUUGAGAACUGGGAAAUUGAGGUGACAUUUCGGGUGACGGGAAGAGGUCGAAUUGGAGCUGAUGGCCUGGCAAUUUGGUACACAGAAAAUCAAGGGUUGGAGGGUCCUGUGUUUGGAUCAGCUGAUAUGUGGAAUGGUGUUGGAAUAUUCUUUGAUUCUUUUGACAAUGAUGGAAAGAAAAAUAAUCCUGCAAUAAUAAUUAUAGGCAACAAUGGACAAAUCCAUUAUGACCAUCAAAAUGAUGGUGCUAAUCAAGCUUUAGCAAGUUGCCAGAGGGACUUCCGUAAUAAACCCUACCCUGUCCGGGCAAAGAUUAUAUAUUACCAGAAAACGCUGGCAGUAAUGAUCAAUAAUGGAUUCACACCAGAUAAAAAUGAUUAUGAGUUUUGUGCCAAAGUGGAAAAUAUGAUUAUCCCUGCACAAGGGCAUUUUGGAAUCUCUGCUGCAACUGGAGGUCUUGCAGAUGACCAUGAUGUCCUUUCUUUUCUGACUUUCCAGCUGACUGUGCCUGGGAAAGAGCCACCUACACCAGAUAAAGAAAUUUCAGAAAAAGAAAAAGAAAAAUAUCAGGAGGAAUUUGAGCACUUUCAACAAGAAUUGGAUAAAAAAAAAGAGGAAUUCCAGAAGGAUCACCCUGACCUUCAGGGGCAACCUGCAGAUGAAAUAUUUGAGAGUGUAGGUGAUCGAGAGCUGAGACAAAUCUUUGAAGGACAGAAUCGUAUUCAUCUCGAAAUCAAGCAGCUGAACCGCCAGUUAGAUAUGAUCCUUGAUGAACAGAGAAAAUACGUCUCUUCCUUGACAGAGGAGAUGUCUAAGAGAGGGGCAGGAAGCCCGGGGCAGCAUGGACAGAUCACUCAGCAAGAGCUGGAUACUGUUGUGAACACUCAGCAUGAGAUUCUGAGACAAGUAAAUGAAAUGAAGAAUUCCAUGAGUGAAACUGUCAGACUGGUCAGUGGCAUACAGCAUCCUGGACCUGCAGGGGGCGUGUAUGAGUCAACCCAGCACUUCAACGACAUCAAAGAGCACCUCCACGUGGUGAAGCGGGACAUCGAGAACCUCGUGCAGCGCAACGUGCCAUCAAAUGAAAGACUGAGAUGCCCAGAACUACCACCAUUUCCAUCAUGUUUAUCGACGGUGCACUUUGUUAUAUUUGUAGUGGUACAAACGAUGUUAUUCGUUGGUUAUAUCAUGUACAGGACUCAACAAGAAGCAGCUGCCAAAAAAUUCUUUUGAACACCAUUUUCAUAUGUGUACAUCAUGUCAGGCUAAGUGCCUAACAUCUAUACAAAGACUAUGAAGAAUUCUACAUGACAGCAGUUCUUACCUUGUGCUGCGUGUGCUGGCCUUGCUCCUUCUGUUAGCAUUUGUCCCGGAACACUGAAGGAGGACAUUCUAAUGAGGUGUCACUCUACUCAGUCACUUCCGCACGCAAAUUGCCUCGCUAGUGUUCUUCCUCGUAGUCUUAACAUUGUGAAUUCGUAUUUCAGAGACCUCCUCAUCACAGAAUUUACUCUUAUUUCAAGAAAAAAAUUAAUACCUUCAGAAGAAUAUUUAAGUUGUAGACCAUGAACUUGGGAAAUCCUCCUGUGAUAAAAGGCUUCAAAGUAUCCAGUAUUAUAAAAUCCAUGGUCACAUGUGCCCGAACUUGUUAAAGGAAUAGUAAAUCUAUACAGGGUGCAUUUUUCAGGCUAAAAUUCAAGAGGAAUUGUUCCGAUCAUUUCCAAUACAAAAGGAGACGACUAUUAUGAAAGAGCACUCGCAUGAAUCUUUUCUACUUAGUAGUUUAAUUUGCUAAAAAUCACUUAGUAACGUAGUUCGCACAGGGUGUUUAUCAUAUUAUUUGAAAACUGGUUUAUUUUCCUCACAAUCGUUGACAUUAUCUCAUUUUCAAAGAAAAGUGUUAGCUCUGUGGAAAACUCAAUCACUGCCAGGAUUCCUUCAUUUCUGUACUGUUUUGUAUAAUUGAAUUUAACUUCUCUCACACCAGCAAGUAUUUUACAGGUGCCUUGGAUUAAAACAAAAUUGGUUUUAAAAUUUUAAUGUAAGUUGUGCUUAUGAUGCUUUUAAAAAGAAAUGCAAUUACAUGAUGGCUGAUACCCUUAUUUAAUGUACCUAUUUGUGUUCUGUUUGGAUGUUUUAUUCAGCUUGACACUUUACUAUGAAGCUGCAAACAAACAACAUUUCGUUAUGUAUUGAAGGGAUACCAGUUAUUUGUCAGUGUAGCCCGUGGACCAUCCGGGUCCUGGAACGUUUGUUAAGAACACAGAUCCCAGGCCUCCAUUCCAAACCACCUGAAUCAGAACUCAGAGGUGGGGCUUCAGGAUAUCACUUUCAACAGGCACCUCAGGUGACUGAGCACACUGAUGUUUGAGAACCACUAAGAUGGGGAGUGAAAAAAAAUUAGCGAUGCUUUGUUGAUUUAAAGCUGAGCUGAGAGCAUAAUAUAACAUUUUCAUUGUCAAUGACAUUAGCAAAUGUGCACUGAUUCUUUUAUACUUAAAAUUUACUUCACGUUCUUUUUACUAAAACUCUUGAUUUAGUAGCAAUGAGAAACUAAACACAGAUUGUUGCCUGUAGCUCUUGGUACUUUGGUUGAUGGCUUUUAAACUUACAAAAUCAUCUUCAGAUCAUGCUCAAGCCAUGAAAACUCCCAUCUUCACGUCUGCCUGCUAAAGCUUUUUGCUUUCCUGGUGGCGAUUUUUAUGACAUUUUAUCUCAGACAAUUGUACUUUUUGAUAACCUGGGGAAAACAAAAAUUACUUGAAUGAGGGAUUGCCGGACCCGCUGCAUCACAGAGACACAGUCUUUGUAAAGAACAUAAUAAUAACAGUUGUGAAUAUUAAGAUGUGAUUAUCUAUUCCUGUCCAUGUGCUUAUCGCAGGGAGAUAGUGAACAAAUGAUUAUAUUGGAUUUUGUUGUAUUUAUAAGGUCGAAUGUGAAAUCACCACUUGCAACUUUUUAGAUCUGUAUGUUGCCUGUUUAAUAUAUUUCUUUUAAAGUUCAAAGGAGUUUUCUAUCCACUGUUAAUUUCAAUUGGAUAACGUUUUUUGUCAAAUGUUUUCUGCUGAUUGUUAUUUGAUGCUAGCUGGAAUUCAAGAAAUGACAUUGACCUUAUUCAAAUAAAGAAAUAUUUUAGUAAA
Rhinolophus ferrumequinum (greater horseshoe bat) is the source of this 3506-nucleotide messenger RNA. It is a transcript of the gene LMAN1, whose product is annotated as lectin, mannose binding 1. Lineage: Eukaryota; Metazoa; Chordata; Mammalia; Chiroptera; Rhinolophidae. Gene Ontology annotation, molecular function: D-mannose binding. Gene Ontology annotation, biological process: endoplasmic reticulum to Golgi vesicle-mediated transport; endoplasmic reticulum organization; Golgi organization. The transcript has 14 exons. Gene Ontology annotation, cellular component: endoplasmic reticulum-Golgi intermediate compartment; COPII-coated ER to Golgi transport vesicle; endoplasmic reticulum membrane. The record is from RefSeq and is a predicted model, not a curated record. Bases 43 to 1599 code for a protein of 518 amino acids.